Columba livia (rock pigeon) is the source of this 1220-nucleotide messenger RNA. It is a transcript of the gene SDSL, whose product is annotated as serine dehydratase like. Gene Ontology annotation, molecular function: threonine deaminase activity; L-serine ammonia-lyase activity. Bases 157 to 1122 code for a protein of 321 amino acids. The record is from RefSeq and is a predicted model, not a curated record. The transcript is spliced from 8 exons. NCBI's taxonomy places the organism in Eukaryota, Metazoa, Chordata, Aves, Columbiformes, Columbidae. Gene Ontology annotation, biological process: L-threonine catabolic process; L-serine catabolic process.
GGCGGGGGACGGAACUAAACUUUGUCCCUGGGUCCAGCCUCUGAAAGCAGAGGUGGCUUUGGCACAGAGAAACCCACUGUGGUUGCAGGAUGAGGAGCCAGCCUUGGACCCGACAAUGCCAGCCCCUCUGCGCAGAGAGCACACAUCACUAGAGCCAUGGACAAGAAGCCCUUCCACAUCGUGUCACCCCUCCUGGAGAGCCUGUCCCUGUCCAGGGCGGGGGGCACCAGAGUCUACAUGAAGCUGGAGAAUGUCCAGCCCGCGGGCUCCUUCAAGAUCCGGGGCAUCGGCCACCUCUGCCAGGAGGCUGCCAGGAGGGGCUGCCGUGGCUUCGUUUGCUCCUCAGGGGGCAAUGCGGGUCUGGCGGCAGCAUACGCGGCCAAGAAGCUGGGGCUGCCGAUCACUGUCGUGGUUCCCAGCACAACCGGCCCUGGCACCGUGCGCAAGCUGGAGGAGCUGGGGGCAAAGGUGGAGGUGUCUGGCCAGGUGUGGGAUGAAGCCAACAGGAGAGCCCUGGAGCUGGCGGAGGCGGAGGGCUGGGUCAGCAUCCACCCUUUCGACCACCCACUGGUGUGGCAGGGUCACGCCAGCCUGGUCCAGGAGCUGAAAGACUCGCUGGACACCAAGCCGGACGCCAUCGUGCUGGCAGUGGGCGGGGGGGGGCUGCUGGCAGGAGUGGUGGCCGGUCUGCGCCAGGUGGGCUGGCAGGAUGUCCCCAUCAUUGCCGCCGAGACGUGGGGGGCUCACAGCUUCCAUGCGGCACUGGCGGCCGGCCGGCUCGUCACCCUGCCUGACAUCACCAGCGUGGCCAAGUGCCUGGGAGCCAAGACGGUGGCAGCGAGGGCGCUGGAGUGUGCCCAGGAGUGCCAGGUCAUCUCCCAGGUGGUGGAGGACACAGAGGCUGUGCGAGCCGUGGAGCAGUUCCUGGAUGACGAGCGGAUGCUGGUGCAGCCGGCAUGUGGGGCCGCCCUGGCCCUGCUCUACACGGGACGACUGCAGCGGCUGCAGCAUGAGAGGCGGCUGCAGCCCCCUCUGGGCUCCGUGGUGGUGGUGGUCUGCGGGGGGGCCAGCAUCCAGGUGGCCCAGCUGCGGGCCCUGAAGAACCAGCUGGGGCUGGAGUGAUGCCCGCCCUGAGGAAGGGGAUGCGAUGGAGCCCUAACAGCACCCUCAGCUUGUUUUCCUUCCAAAAUAACCCAAAUAAAGCCCUGCUGCCUGCUGGA